This is a messenger RNA of Racocetra fulgida, 551 nucleotides long. NCBI's taxonomy places the organism in Eukaryota, Fungi, Glomeromycota, Glomeromycetes, Diversisporales, Gigasporaceae. The record is from the annotation of a GenBank genome assembly.
AUUAUACUGACUUAGAGGUAGUAGAUUCUAAUAGUGUUGAUAUGAACACAGAAAAAAGUGAACGAGUAAAAAUAAAGGAAAAUGAUAGUGGCAAAUAUAAAUUUCAAAUAAUAGCAGAACCUUCACAAAUAACGUUAGUAGAGGUAUUUAGUAAAUCAGCAAAAUAUUUGCUUAAUCAUUCUAAACAAAAAAAGCUUAACAACAAUCUCGCUGCUUUUAUAACUGAAGAGCUUCAACCAUUUUCUGAUCUUGAUCCUCAGGCCAAUAUAUUAAACAAUGAUCAAUUAAAAGAAAUUUUGAUUAAUGCGGAAGAUAGAGUUUUGCAAAAAGAAGAAAAAUGUUUUACUAUUCUAGAAGCACAUAUAGAAUAUCAUGAAUUGGUUUCUGAUAAUUAUGAGUUUAAUGAAAAUCAAAUGAAUUCUUUAAUAUCUGAUAAUAUUGAAGAGGAUAUUUUUUCUAUUUUAGAAGCUAGCUCUCAAUCAAGUCAAAAAAAUAAUAAUGAUAAAUUUGACUUAUACCUAUUACUAUCAAAAGCUCCAAGCAAAACUAAU